GCGAAUGGUUUUGCAAUUGCCUAUAAAUUUAUUUAUGUUUUAACUGGAUUAGCCGAUUGAACUGGAAAUAAGCCCGACGGCGCUGUUAUUAAAACAAUGCUUCAACUUGAAGAACUCCAUUAUUUGAAGUUGAAACUGAGAUACCAAAGCCAAAUUGCAUACAGUGAGCAGUAGGCAGAUGAGAAGACAAACAGUAUCAAAAUUUCCCGCGAAAGCCAAGGCUGCAUUUUACGUACUCACAGGCAGCGGCCUCUGUUAUCAAGCUGCUUCCCAUUCCAAUUUUCUCCCCUUCUCCCCUGACUCUUCUGUUUUCCAAGGCCUUCUUCGCUCUUCUCGUGCAAUGUUCACCGUCAGAUUUCUCUCUCUCCCUCUCGGAGUCCCUUAAUCCCUUGCCUGAUUUUUGUUUUCUUUUUCUUUUUUUUUCAAAACCUGUUUUCUGAUUUCGACUCCUUGUGGUGCAGAUUGCAGUCACCGUCGCUGACUACAAGUAUUCUUUAUAUGGGCUGCCAAAGGACCGUGAUGAAUAUCGUCUUGUAUUAUCUGAGGUUCAUUUGCGCUCAGCUAAGAGAAUGCUGAAGUUAUGUGAAAUGAAUAAAGGUUUUUAUUUGAAAGCUGGUCAAUUUGUUGCUUCCCUGCGUCAGGUCCCAAAAGAAUACUCGUUUACCCUUUCUUCGUUGCAGGAUCAGGCAGUUCCUUGUGAUUUUAAGGUCAUAAAAGAAACAAUAAUCAGCAAUCUUGGUCAGGAUCUGUCUAAGAUUUUCAUUUGGUUUAAUGAACAACCAAUAGCUGCUGCGUCCAUUGCUCAAGUGCAUCAUGCAAUGUUGAAAGACCGUCAAGAAGUAGCAGUUAAGGUACAAUACCCUGGAUUAGAGAAGAAAAUGAAGUUAGACACAAGAAUAAUGCAUUUCGUUUCAAAAUCUGUUGCAUGGUUUUUCCCUGAAUAUAGGUUUGGGUGGCUGGUCUCAGAAUUCACUAAGGCAGUUUCUAUGGAGCUUGAUUUUAUUCAAGAGGCAAGAAACUCUGAGACAAUUGCCAACAGCUUUAAAAAGAACAAGAUUGUUAGGGUACCUCAUGUAUUUUGGGUGGGAACAUAUAAAAAGCCUGGUUAUAUAAGAUUUACAUCCACUCUUCAGGAAUUUACGACAAAACAAGUUCUCACAAUGCAGUUUUGUAGUGGCCACAAGGUUGAUGAUGUCGAAUUUCUGAAGGGAAUGAAAAUAGAUCCAGUGAAGGUUGCUAAGGCAUUGGUGGAAGUGUUUGCAGAAAUGAUAUUCAUUCAUGGUUUCUUGCAUGGAGAUCCACACCCCGGUAACAUAUUGGUAUCUCCAGAAGGUCGGGAUGGCUUUUCUCUGGUUCUUCUGGACCAUGGAAUCUGCAAAAAAUUUGAUGAAGAGUUCAGGCUGGAAUAUUGUCAGCUUUGGAAGGCUUUGAUUCUUUUGGACUCAAAAAUGAUACAGCAUUUAGGUGAAUGUUUUGGUGUUGGGAAGUACUCCAGAUACUUCCCCGUUAUUUUCACUGGAAGAACAAUUGAUAGUAAAUCUGGUCUUGGGAAGGAAAUGUUGGUUGAAGAGAAAAAGAAACUGAAACAAGAUUUGAAGUCUCUAAAGAUGGAGGACUUAUCUUCAUUCAUGGAAUCUCUGCCUUCGGACUUUCUCAUGAUCUUGCGAACAGAUGAAUUAUUGAGAUCUAUAAUUAGCAAGCUGGGUGCUUCAAAACGGGUGAGGUUGCAAACCUAUGGCAAAUAUGCCUCACAUGGUCUCUCUCGGAAGUUGAAUCCUUGCUCUGAUUUGACGUUAGUGGUCUUAUUUGCCAGAUUGAUAGGAAAUAUACAAUACAUUCAUCUAAAGCUUGCUCUGGGGGUAAUGGAAUUGGUUUUUUGGAUGGGGAAGUUGAAGCAAUCUUUCAAUAACUUCUAUAAAAAGAUGAGUGGUUCUGGAAAAAGCCUUUUGACAUUGUUCUUCAACAUUAGAGUGUAGAUUUUUUAUUUAUUUAUUUAUUUUGUAUUAGGAGAAAGUUGAAGGUGCAAAAAGAGAUUCCGACUUUAGACCUCAAUUUGCUCAAGGAGGGGUAACAACCGCAGUUUGAAGAUGGGUCGGAUGGAAUAUUGAGUGUUGCACGAUAGUUGUGUAUAUGAAAGGGAAGAAUGGAGGUCAUGGCCAAUGCUAUAUGAUACAGUCUUGUACCUGUUGUGAAUUUCCUAAGAGUUCAUUUGUUUGCAAGCAUGCAUGUUUCUCCCUGACAAAGUUCACUGCAAAUGAAGAAAUUAUAAUUGAUGAUAAAUUUGAUCUUUGAAGAAAUUAUAUAGAAAAUAGAUCACGAGAUUCAAAUCA
Molecule: messenger RNA, 2330 nt
Organism: Theobroma cacao (cacao)
Lineage: Eukaryota; Viridiplantae; Streptophyta; Magnoliopsida; Malvales; Malvaceae
Source: RefSeq, a predicted model, not a curated record